CUUCCAUCUUCUAAAGCUCCAUAAAAGUCUUCAAUUGCUCGCACCAUCUCUACAUAAAAGGGAAUAAGAACAAGAGAAAAGAAACGAGAGGGCAAGACGGAAAGGCCGCUUCUCAAUCUUUUUUGUUUGUUAGUUUGUCUGUAGUCAUUUCCUUAUUUGCAUUCGACAAUACCAUCGCCAUGGAGACGAACGUUUGGGCCAAGCUGUACUCUGUCAUGGCAACGCACAAGGUGCAGCCAAACAGUACGACGCCACAGAUACGAUUCGGCAAAUGCUGGAAAGCGGUCCAGAAUGGAUUCUCCACACCUGCGAAGCGUAGUCUUCACGUUCAACAAACAGAGAUCCCGAUGCGGUUAAAGAACAUGGUAGAUCUUCUUGUAGGCGAAGAGUCAGGCCUAGGUGAUGCAGGGGCAACAGGCCCUUGCAUGGAAUAUCUGCUCAAGCAUGAUGUCCUUGCCGUGCUAGUCAAUAAUUCAGAAGGCGAUCAACCUAAAGGUAUCAUGGGUGAGACCAUCAGAACCAUUGCAUCCAUGAUCAACCUAUUGGAUGACCGGUUUCUAGUCCACAAUGCGGUCCACAAACCCACUGUCAAAUUGCUGCGGACAUGCGCGUCAGGAACUGAACCACAGGGCGAGAGUUAUCAUGAAGACUUGAUCGAGCUCAUGUACAACAUUUGCUCUAAAAUCCAUGGAUAUCCCGAGCUCCUUAACAUCUUUUUCCAUGACAAGCAAUGGCUCACCGUCCCUCAGAGAGUUGCUGCAAGGCGGAUUCAAAAAAACCUGGAGACAAUGGAAAUGCUAAAAAAUUUACGAGUAUCUACUAGUGAAGGUUCAUCAGAGGAAGAGCUAAAAACAAAAGAACAUGAGGUGUCAUCUUUAGACCAGGAAUCAGCAAUCGGGCGAGGAAAGGGAUCCCCAAAGUCAUCAAUAACAUCCACAGAAAACACGCAUGCUAUUCCCCAAGUGGCCCCAACCCCUAAGAGUGAUUAUGAAUUUCUUUUAUUCACUUACCUCUCGAAGUUUGUACAUCGUGAAGGCAAAGGUGGUGAUUUUGCAAGGACUGGUCUACUCUUCAUCAUGGAGCUCGCCACUGGGUCAUUGGGAGAGUAUAUCAUGGAGACAGACUUCACCUCAUUUUUGAGCGCAGGCGUUGGAGCUUCAUAUUCUCAGCUGCCACGUAAGCUGCUUGUCCGAGGUGGUCCCAACAUCAUUAAUAGCAUGGUUGGCACUCUAAACGAUCGCAUGCCGCCAACGGAAUCGGCCCUAUCCAGGAGAGCCGAUAUUGAAGUGUCUACCUCAACUGACUUUCAAUCCAGACUGGAUGCCUUCUUGAAGCUUCUUGAAUUCUGUCAAGAUAUCAUGAUGCGCUGCCCCAAUAGUGAAAUAGUGAAAUCACUCCUAGUCACAUUCAAGGCAGUUUUUCUAGAAAACAUUUUGUUUCCAUCUAUCAUGGAAUGCUCCGAUAUGGAUGGCAGCUCUGUUGCCGUAAUAAGCUAUAUUGAUUUGAUUCUUCAGGUACUGGAGCACGAGGCUUUGGUUGAUUUGGUUCUUGGGUUCCUGAUGUCGUCUGAGGACGAUGACAAUCGUGCCAAGGCCACUCCACAAAAUUUGGACGAUGCCUUUGCCGAGGUGCAGAAUCUACAAAAAACAUCACCCUAUUUCACUGCCACCAACCGUUUUACACUUAAGGAUCUGAUCCUGUCGCGUCUCAAAUCCCGAUCUCAGCCAACUGUCAUUGCAACAUUGAAGCUCUUAAACACCCUCAUCACUCGCCACUGCAAAUAUUCACUCAAGUUGCUCAGCAUUCAACUAGAUAACAAGGCUACAUCCUUCCGUGACUUACCAGGUCAGUCGAACUUGCAGGAUACAGAGCUGCCGCUUAUCAACCACCAUAUCCACGAACUUGAUCUCUUUUACGCCCUCAUCUCUACUAUCAACCCUCGCAAUACUUCUGAAGUUUUCUGCAAUGGAUAUGAAUCGUAUCUGCGGGAUGCUGAGGCUGCAAUCGAGAUGCAUCAAUGCUUUUUGAGGAGCAAAGAGAUUGAUGGUAGUGAGGUGACUCCUGGUCAAAUGUCUGCUCUGGAGCACAAGAAACUUCGGCGUCGCAGUAUGAAAUAUGGACAAAAGAUGGACCUUCCUGAUGAUUUGUCCGGAGAGGCUUUCAUUCGUGACAAAGAAAAGAAUGUGGAGAGCAAGGCAGUAUUUGACAGCUGUGAUAAACCCAAAUCACGCCCUGCACCUAUGCAUCGCCUUCUUCCCACAGAUCCCCUGCUGCAGAUCUUACUAGGAAUCCUGUCACACUUUUUCGCCCAUAGCGUGGAAUUGAAUCUGGCUCUGACUGGUGUCAUUACCUCCCUGGCUGUGUGUCCAUACCGAUCAUUGGAAGGUUGGCUUUUGUUCAAGAGUUCUGAUGUGAGGGAAAUAAGAGAGAGUGAAAUGUUUACCACGGAUCCCAGCGCUCAAGGAGAGACCCCUACAGGAACUCAGUUCGAACUUGGUGAUUCGGAGGACGAAGACACGCUACCUUCGUAUCUGGCUCGAAACAACAGUACUAAAUUCAAUAAAGCCAGUGCUGAAGCUACAUUCCAAGCUGAGGAAGCUUCUAGCGUCACUCCCUUCAAGUCAUUCCCUCCUUUCUUCACCAUGCUCAAGACAUUGACACAGCAAGUUGACUACUAUCGCAGUGAAAUCGAUGGGUUUGAUGAUUUCUUAACAGAUCGACGUCGCACCUUACUGGUCGCAACAGAGCUCAACAGCGCAAUCCACAGUCCAGGACUGGCGGACCCGUAUCCCGCCACGGACUACUAUCAGCAAUCUCACCCGAGUGCCCCCUUUGGAUCUAACGAAUCUUUUGUCAACAAGGCCGCAGGGAGCGGAAUUAGGUCAGGAGCAGGGACUCCAAAUAUGCCAACAGGAUCACCAAACAACAUGGCUGGAUUCAUGAGUCCACGUUUCACAGGAUCAUCAAACGUGCAUAACAUUAUGCCUCGCACCAGCAGUCUUCCGCUGCAUGAAGCAGCGCAGGCUUCAUCGUCUCAUCCACUUAAUACUACUCGACCAAGAAAGAGCAGUUCACCAGUCAGUCUGAUGUCGUCGCCCUCCAACAUGUCCUUUUUAGACCCCUCUAGCGCUAAGUGGACAAUGGGAAAGCCUUCUAACAAUGUUACAUCCAGUAGUAGUAUAAACACAAGCAACAGUACUUUGUUCCAGGGCAGAGCAGACUCAGAUAUGCAACACGGGGGCAGUGCAUCUACCACAGCAUUGCCAAUCCCAACCCAUCCAUCACGAGCAACAACAGUAUACUCUGCUUCAGCAUCCUCAUACUCGUCCUCUGUCCAAUCAUCAACUUCCACGCGAAAUACAAUGGCUAGUGGAAUGGUGGGUGUUACUGGCGAGGCGGUCACAUCAGUAGCAGGCACUCAGCCUUCGUCAUGGGGAUCUUUCGGAUCGAAACCCAAUCCUGUCCCUAACCCCAUACUCCUCAAAACCAUGGAAACUAUGAUGAUAAAGCCUCUGUUCCCAGAUGGGUUUGUGAAUGACUCGGACAGCGAGGCCGAAGAAAUGGAUGAACUAAGUGAGGAAGGCGACAAUACUGAGGAUGGUGCUACUGUAACAACGGAAGAUGGAAGUAGCUCAAAGAGUUCAAAACGUCCGAGUCGUAAGACGCGUGAUCCAUCAACCAGCUCCAUUGGCAUUGAUACAGCUGAUUCUCAGCAGCAGCAGCAGCAGCAGCAGCAACAGAGCGCCCAUCGUAAAAAGACUGUGACAUUGGGUCAGCUACUGACAAAUGUGGUGAUCCUGGAAGAAGUGGUCAAGGAAGUUGUGGCAGUUGCGCAGGUGCGUAGAGGUCUGGGUGUGGAUAAGGUGCGAUUUUUGUAGAUCAAGACAGAACAACAACAUCCAGAACAGG
Messenger RNA from Lobosporangium transversale, 3909 nucleotides. Its product is annotated as Retinoic acid induced 16-like protein-domain-containing protein. NCBI's taxonomy places the organism in Eukaryota, Fungi, Mortierellomycota, Mortierellomycetes, Mortierellales, Mortierellaceae. The transcript is spliced from 2 exons. The coding region runs from base 180 to 3878 and encodes 1232 amino acids. The record is from RefSeq and is a predicted model, not a curated record.